Messenger RNA from Lactuca sativa (garden lettuce), 951 nucleotides. NCBI's taxonomy places the organism in Eukaryota, Viridiplantae, Streptophyta, Magnoliopsida, Asterales, Asteraceae. The record is from RefSeq and is a predicted model, not a curated record.
AUGAAUUGCCUAUCACUAAACAUAAGAGGUGUGGGUGAAGAUGAGAAAGUGAAUUGGGUUAGAAGGUUGAAGGUUCAUCACAGAGUAACAUUUGUUGGGCUCCAAGAAACUCAAAUAUCUGAUUUCGCAAGCAUUAACGUAAAUGGUUGUUGGGAUUCCAAUGAAUUUGAUUUUGAUGGUGUUGUCUCCAAUGGGCGAUCUGGGGGCCUCAUUUCUAUAUGGGACAACAGGUGCUUUCAGAAAAUUGAGGUGAUCAAGAAUCGACACUUUCUUAUAAUAAUUGGCAAAUGCAAGAUCAUUGAGGGGAACCUGAAUAUGGUUAAUGUUUAUGGUCCGCAAUCAUUGGCAGAAAAAAAGAAGUUGUGGGAUGAGCUAAUAAGGAUAAAAAAUGAAAGGCCAUGCAUGUGGGUUGUGUUUGGGGACUUAAAUGCCGUCAGAUACCCUAGUGAGAGAUGUAAUUCAAAAUUUUACCCCUCUAGUGCUUUUGCCUUCAAUAAGUUCAUCCAGGAAGCGGACCUAAAGGAGUUCAACAUGGGUGGUGAAAGGUUUACCUUUAUGAGUUGGGUGGAUGCCAAACUUAGCAAGCUCAAUAGAUUCUUGGUCUGCUCGAGCUAUCUCAAUUCUUUUCCCUUUAGUGCAGUGAUUGCUCACCCUCGAGAAUUAUCCGAUCAUAGUCCCAUCACACUACAGUCGGCAGUCUCAGACUUCGGGCCGAUUCCGUUCAAGCUAUUCAACUCCUGGUUAUUCAGAGAGGGUUUUGAUCAGAUAGUAAGUGAUGCAUGGAACCAAUUUAUGGGUUUUGGCACUUCAGAUGCUUACUUUGCUGCCAAACUCAGGUUUUUAAAGAACUCGAUCAAGAAGUGGAGGAAGGAAGAAAUCCAAAAAGAAAUGAAGGAGCUUAGUGACACAAAAUUCCUGGUCAAAGAUCUUGAGAAGCUGGCGAAAUUCUGA